This is a messenger RNA of Belonocnema kinseyi, 771 nucleotides long. RefSeq names its product zinc finger MYM-type protein 1-like. The record is from RefSeq and is a predicted model, not a curated record. NCBI's taxonomy places the organism in Eukaryota, Metazoa, Arthropoda, Insecta, Hymenoptera, Cynipidae. The coding region runs from base 1 to 771 and encodes 256 amino acids. The transcript has 3 exons.
AUGAUGAAAAAAAUCCAAAGUGCAGAAAAUGUAGGAGCUGUGGAACGAUUUAUUGACAUCUUUGAGUCACCUGAUACGACCGGUGAAACGCUGUGCAAUCAACCUACUUCUGAUUUAGAAGAGCUUGGUUUGUCAUCAAAUAAUCUUGUCGGUUACUCUUUUGACGGUGCUGCUAACAUGGCAAGUGUUGAAAAAGGUCUACAAGGAAGAUUAAAGCGUAUUUUACUUUUAUCAGUCUACAUUCAUUGUUGUGGACAUCGGCUCAACUUAGUCUUUGUGGAUACUUGUAAACGCAUCGCACCUGCAACUGACUUGUCUAGCAUUGUUCAAUCAACAGCAGUUUUCUUAUCAGAGAUUCAUAAGAGAUUGGAUUAUUAUAAAAAUGCAUCGGCAAUUGUAUUUACUGGCGUUUCUAAACUAAGAGUUCUGGUUAAGAAAGUACAUGGAACAAGAUGGUGGAUUAAAAGUAAAUCUCUCACUCAAUUAUUUGGUCAAGAAUCUCUUUUGCCAAUUCUCAUUUUCGUGCUGGAGACCAUUAUUGAUGACACAUCCUUUAAAUCAGAUGUAAGAAGUACUGCUAACGGACUUCUAAAUAAAUGGUCUAUGAUGGAUACAAUUGUGAAUGGUUUAAAAAUUCUUUGUCGACUCGUAAAUAUCGAUGAUGAAGUAGACGUCGAGAGUCGACUAUUGUCCUUCGCAAAGAAUUAUGAUAGAUUGAAAAAAAGCAUUGGAGUAGAAUUGCGACCUGAAGAAACCGGAAGCAGAAGAUAA